AUGAGCACACUGGACAGUCCGACAGAGAGGGUGACUCGAGAAGAAAAACAAGGAAAUGUCGAAGAGAGAGAAUUGUCUUCCUCUCUCUCUCUCUCUCUCUCUCUCUCUCUCUCUCUCUCUCUCUCUCUCUCUCUCUCUCUGCCUCUCUCUCUCUCCCUCACUCGCUCACUCACUCCUUUGGCUCUCUGUCUCUCUCGCGGCCAGGACUGCACAACGCGACAAGCCCCCAGCGCAUCCCCUGCUGCUCCCACGCGUGCCUCUCCCUCGCCCCCGACAUCCUCCAACGGCUUCCAAAUGGACCAAGCGCUCUCCAUGGCUAACGGUGGCACCUCACCUGCGCCCCAGACGGUCACAGCGAAGAACCCAAAGACUGCGGCGGCCAUGGCCAAUGACAUGAACAUUGUACGCAGGAAGCUCACUGGUUACGUUGGAUUCGCGAAUCUGCCCAACCAGUGGCAUCGCAAAAGUGUGCGCAAGGGGUUCAACUUCAACGUCAUGGUUGUUGGCGAGUCUGGACUCGGCAAGUCAACCCUCGUAAACACCCUCUUCAAUACUUCGCUGUACCCACCCAAGGAGCGCAAGCCCCGAAGCCUCGAUAUUUCUAAGACAGUUUCGAUACAGUCCAUCAGCGCGGACAUUGAAGAGAACGGUGUACGGCUGAGAUUGACCGUGGUGGACACGCCUGGAUUCGGCGACUUCAUCAACAAUGAUGAGUCCUGGGAUCCUAUCGUCAAGAACAUUGAGCAGCGCUUUGAUGCCUACUUGGACGCCGAGAACAAGGUCAACCGUGUCAACAUUGUCGACAACCGCAUUCACGCUGUUGUCUACUUCAUCCAGCCCACUGGCCACUCGCUGAAGCCCCUGGACAUUGAAGUGAUGAAGAAGCUUCACACCAAGGUCAACCUGAUUCCCGUCAUUGCCAAGGCCGACACCGUUACGGACGAUGAGAUUGAUAACUACAAGAAGAGGAUUCUUGCGGAUAUCCACUACCACAAGAUCCAGAUCUUCGAGGGACCACGGUAUGAGCUUGACGACGAAGAGACCAUUGCAGAGAACCAGGAGAUCAUGGCCAAGGUGCCAUUCGCCGUUGUUGGUUCCAACACCGAGGUCACCACCAUUGACGGUCGCAAGGUCCGUGGGCGUCAGCUGCCAUGGGGUGUUGUCGAGGUGGACAAUGAGGAGCACUGUGACUUUGUCAAGCUGCGCCAGAUGCUCAUCCGCACCCACAUGGAGGAGCUCAAGGAGAACACCAACAAUGCACUCUACGAAAACUACCGCUCCGAGAAGCUUGCAGGCAUGGGCAUCCAACAAGACGCUAGCGUGUUCAAGGAGGUCAACCCUGCAGUCAAGCAGGAGGAGGAGCGUUCGCUGCACGAGCAGAAGCUCCAGAAGAUGGAGCUGGAGAUGAAGAUGGUGUUCCAGCAGAAGGUGCAGGAGAAGGAGAGCAAGCUACGACAGAGCGAGGAGGAGCUGUACGCGCGUCACAAGGAGAUGAAGGACCAGCUCGACCGACAACGACAGGAGCUUGAGGAGAAGAAGGCACGCAUCGAAUCCGGGCGGCCGAUUGAGGAGAAGGGCAAGAGGAAGGGAUUCUCUCUCCGUUAA
Molecule: messenger RNA, 1605 nt
Organism: Plenodomus lingam JN3
Lineage: Eukaryota; Fungi; Ascomycota; Dothideomycetes; Pleosporales; Leptosphaeriaceae
Source: RefSeq, a predicted model, not a curated record